Messenger RNA from Musca vetustissima, 278 nucleotides. RefSeq names its product chitin deacetylase 1-like. The annotation marks the transcript as partial. The transcript has 2 exons. The record is from RefSeq and is a predicted model, not a curated record. Lineage: Eukaryota; Metazoa; Arthropoda; Insecta; Diptera; Muscidae. Gene Ontology annotation, biological process: carbohydrate metabolic process.
CACCAGCAACCAUUACUGAAGCACCUGCUGAUAAAGCAAAAAAAUGUGAUCCUAGCGAAUGUCAACUGCCAUACUGUUUCUGUUCAAAGGAUGGCACACAAAUUCCCGGUGGUUUAGAAGCGGAAAAUAUCCCCCAAAUGAUUAUGUUGACCUUCGAUGGUGCUGUCAAUUUGAAUAACUACGAUCAUUAUUUGAAGAUUUUCAAUGGCAAACGUAAAAAUCCCAAUGGCUGCAACAUUCGUGGUACCUUCUUCAUGUCACAUGAAUAUAGGUAAGUU